GGUCGACUCGAAGCAACUGCAAAAUCCUUCGCCAUUUUCAAUUGAAUGGGCUAAAAGGUGUAGUAAGUUCCCAUGGAUCGUUGGACAGGAAUCUUGAAGGUGCCAUUGUACAACACAUAUUAUCGAGUUGCUGCUUCACUUUGCCUUUCUCCUUCUUCCAAAUCUCUCUCUGUGCCUGUUGCAAAUGCUAUUUUUUUCAAUGGAGAUAAGAUUGAAGGGACGGGAAAUCCAGUGAUUGAGAGGCUAUCUGACCUGCAGCAAAUUGCUGAAAUCUUGGUUUCGAAAUUUGGGAAUUCUAUCAAUGCUUGGGUUAUUGAGGCACCUGUCUUCAAUGGACCUUUUGCGGUUUAUAAGGACUUUAUACCUUCUGUCAAUGAAUAUGGAGAGCCUAAAUCUUAUGAUGCAGAUGGUUUCCCUGCUUCUUCCUCCAUUGUCUUGCUUUUGUGGAAUUGCUUAAAAGAGGCAAAAAGAGUCAUUUCAGGGAAACAAAAAGAGCCCUAUCAAGCUGAAGUUUCUACGUCAUCUUCAAGUACACCAAGAACUUUGCUACUUGGAUUUAGUAAGGGUGGUACUGUACUCAACCAGCUUGUUACUGAGCUUGGUUUUGCACCAGUCCAGCUCACUGAAGACGUGCCGCUAGCAAACAAGAAUGUCACAAACGGAGGAUUUUCCUCCCAGCCACAAGAUCAGAUUAUUCCAAAUUCUAAAGAUGUUUUCUUAAAUAGCCUAGCUGAGUUCCAUUACGUAGAUGUUGGUCUAAACACAGAGGGAGCAUAUGUAACCAACCAAGAUGUCAUUCAUAAAAUUUCUGAUCACCUCGUCCAAGGAGCCCCUGGAAUUCGGUUUUUCCUUCAUGGAACUCCUAGACAAUGGUGUGAUCGUGACAGGAUUUGGAUCCGGAAGGAGAAAGAUGAGUUUCUUCGGCUUCUCAAAGAAGCAACUCGGAAGAAUAUGGGGAAAUUGUAUAUACGUGAAAGAUUGUAUUUUGGUAAUAAGCUCCCUGAUCUCCAGAUACACUUUGAAAUCAUCGAGCAUUUGGAUGUGAGUUGAGUGUUUCUUCUUGAUAAUGAAAUGCAUGAAUU
Molecule: messenger RNA, 1082 nt
Organism: Solanum verrucosum
Lineage: Eukaryota; Viridiplantae; Streptophyta; Magnoliopsida; Solanales; Solanaceae
Exons: 3
Coding region: 73-1050 (325 amino acids)
Cellular component (GO): mitochondrion
Source: RefSeq, a predicted model, not a curated record